Messenger RNA from Rhipicephalus sanguineus (brown dog tick), 1215 nucleotides. RefSeq lists its product as uncharacterized. NCBI's taxonomy places the organism in Eukaryota, Metazoa, Arthropoda, Arachnida, Ixodida, Ixodidae. The record is from RefSeq and is a predicted model, not a curated record.
AAGAGUUGGACGAGGCACAGGAGGUGACAAAGUCCAUCGACACAGUGCCAAUGAGUGUAUGGGAGAAACCCAAGCAACAGUCAAACUAUAAGGACCCCCAGCAACAGGGAGCCAUGGACAGGGAACAGCUGUACUACCCUUCUCCGUAUGACGCCGGAGGCCGUCGCUUGGCGUCUCUGUACGCGCCUGAAGGAUUGCACUCUGGCUGGGCCUCGGCACGAAGCCUGAAUGGUGCAGCGGAUGAGCCAGAGGACGAAAGGAUAGGGCCGCAUCACACGUACGACGUCCCUUUCUUGCGCAGUCUGCCGAACUGUCAGCAGGAGCUGGAACAGCAUUUGCAGAUAAACACAGAAGAUGAGUUGAUGUCUUCAACAGAACGUAUUGAGAAACACAUCUAUUCCAAACCUGCCAUAGUGUACAUGUCGCCAGAAAAGUGCAACAGCCUCCGAAAGUCCCUUCAAGCUGGGAACAUCAUCGAAAGCUAUCCCAACGGAAACGUCUCUUAUGUCUACUCGAGACCCAAGAAGAAGCACUGGAGAAAUCACGAUGAAGAACUGCUCUACGCUGACCACAAACUGCGCAAGCUGUCGAGGUACGCCGAGGAGCUGAAACAGGCGCAAAUGAGCGCAAAAGACAGCGUCUUGGAGACCGGUGUCGAGGCUUACGAACUGUCCGAGGCCGAGUGUGACAUGCCCACAAGACGCUUCGCCAUGCAGAGAUAGGAAGGAACGCAAUCCACAAGCGCAUCUAUAGUGUGGAUGUCAUUUACUUGUGCCUCGUUGAGCGCUGCUCGAAAACGAACGUGAUCACGUGCGCCAUGAAGUGUGACUCAUUUUCCUGGUGAACAUGUUGCCAAGUAUGUCAGUGGACAGUGACCAGCGUAUGCAGCUCAUCAUGCUUCUACGGUGGGAUGUUAAGAGUGACUCUAUAUAGGUAAUCGAGAAUGAUCGACUAAUGUGCCAGACUGGUGACAUAAAAAAUGAAAUAAAAAGAACGUCGCGUAAAGUUUGUGUUUUGCCAUGUUCACCCGUUUUUCGAUAUAGAAAAUUCACCACAUGGUCUCGGAGAAGGAGCACUUUCUGGUCGUCUGUAAAUCAACGCGAAUGGGCUCCUGAAGUUCAAGUGCUAUGAAUUGCAAUUAUCUUGUGAAAAGUUAUCUUCCGUAAUACGAAUUACAUUACGUUGUUCUCAUUGCAAAUCAGUUCUGCGGAAUCC